Molecule: messenger RNA, 1320 nt
Organism: Fraxinus pennsylvanica
Lineage: Eukaryota; Viridiplantae; Streptophyta; Magnoliopsida; Lamiales; Oleaceae
Source: the annotation of a GenBank genome assembly
AUGACGGCGCUCACCCAGCCGGAAGUGGGGCUUCUAGGAGGGGGGCAGUCGGGAUCUGCUGUGGCUCAAUUGGAAAAUGGAGGUCGGGCAUAUGGAAGUCAUUCGUUUCUGGAGGUGGCGACUGCGCGAGUUGGAGACGUGGCUGGUCCGAAACAGGUUGUAGCGAUGAAAAAUUUGGUGGAUAUUGAUGGUGACAUGGGUUUCAGAUUUUCAGAGAUGGAGGAGAAAAAAUUGGCAGAGGAGUUUCGCUUUGGGCUGGUUCUAAAAUUCUUGACAGUUAGUCCAAACAUUAACACGAUUAGGCUGACCACAAACAAGACUUGGGGACUGAGAGAGGUGCCGGUGGUGAGUUUUAUGGAUUCGAAGCAUGUGUUGGUUCAAUUACGGAAUGAGAUAGACUAUAUUCAUACAUGGGCAAGGGAAGGGCGAACCAUGGUUGGAGGGAAUUUUCGCGUGUUUAAAUGGACACCAGACUUUGAUAUGAGCAGUGAAUCGCCUUUGGCUCCUCAGUGGAUUUUUCUUCCUAAGCUUCCUCUGCAUCUAUACCGUGUGGAUUGUUUGAAAAUUCUGGCAUCACGAUUUGGGCGAUAUUUGGGAACGGAUCAAGCCACACUAACUCGAACAAGAGCCACAGGGGCAAGGAUAUGUGUGGAAGUUGAUUUGAGGGAUACACCGAUUUUGGGUUUUCCGAUUGCUUUUCCAAAUAGAAACAUUUUGCAAGAGGUGCAAUAUGAGAAGCCGGGUUUCUAUUGUUCAAAAUGUGGACGGCAGGGACAUCUUGAACUGGUUUGUAGAAGUGGAUUGAAACCUAUUAUGAGAAACACACAAAAGGCUAAAAAGGGGAAAAAUCAGAAGGAAUGGCGAAUAAUAAAUGACUGCAUGAUGGGUGACAAGGAUACAAGGGUGGAAAAUGUGGAAUUGAGUGAAAAACCAAUUUUGGAUAAUCAGGAAAAACUUGAGGAAAAUCAGGGACCUUCAGAAGUGGUUGAACUGGUUCAGGAAAAGGGAGGGGCUAUGGAAACAACAGGAAAUGCUUGUGUAGAUAAUGAUAAGGCAAAGAGUGGGACAGAGACAGCAAAAGGAGGAGAGUCUAAAGAGGACAACGAUAUGCCAAAAAGCAUGGUGGGGAAUGGAGGAGAAGAAGACCGAGACAAAGAAGAUUUCCAAAAUGAUUUUAGGUUGGAAAAAGGAAAUGUCGAAAUGGAUGAGACAUUAAAUAUUAAUGUGGGGAAUAACACUGUGGUCUCAGAUGGGGAGGAUGAAGGGGAGGAUGGAUACAAUUGUGUGGCAAGGGCGGAAUACAAGUCAGAUCAGAGUUGA